This is a messenger RNA of Cheilinus undulatus (humphead wrasse), 2410 nucleotides long. Its product is annotated as protein wntless homolog. The transcript is spliced from 12 exons. Gene Ontology annotation, biological process: intracellular protein transport; Wnt protein secretion; Wnt signaling pathway. Gene Ontology annotation, cellular component: organelle membrane; endomembrane system. Bases 182 to 1771 code for a protein of 529 amino acids. The record is from RefSeq and is a predicted model, not a curated record. Lineage: Eukaryota; Metazoa; Chordata; Actinopteri; Labriformes; Labridae. Gene Ontology annotation, molecular function: Wnt-protein binding.
AGGGAGGAGUUGUUUUCUGGAAAAUCUCCCAGGAGCAGAGCUAAGGCGGGUGUAGACACAUGCCUGCAGAGAGAGAUCAGUUUUCCUUUCGUCUUGUUGUUGAUGUAACAUUUUUUUUCUGUCUCCCUGCUCUUUUGUCGUCUUUUCUUGUUCUGUGUGGUUAUUUAACUGUUCCCUCAUAAUGGCGGGGGCUAUUAUUGAAAAUAUUAGAAGCCGAAACUUGAAGAUAGUGGGAGCAGUUCUGCUUUUGUUCCAGGUGAUUGCGUUCAUGGUGGGAGGUUUCACUGCUCCCAGCAGAAACACAGCAACGAAUUAUCUAUUCACCAAGUGUGUGGACCUGGGCAAACACUCACGGGAACCAACAUGGUUCAUGCCCUGGGGUCCAGAGCAAUGUGACAAGAUCCAGAGCUAUGACGAGGCCAUGGCGAAAAAUAUUGAGUUGAUUAAUAUUGUUUUCUCGGCCCACAUUCCCAUGAAUACCAGAGGGAUGAGCCCCUGGUUCCAGUCCAUGCAUCUCAUCCUGCAGUUCGACAUCUCAUUAAAGACGAACACACAGAUAGAGAAGGAACUGAUGGCCACCAUGGAGGUUGGACUGGCCUACAGAGAUAACACAGUCAGUGAGUGGACGAAGAUGGUUCGCUCAUUUGAACAGAGGAAGCUCAACUGCAACUUCAUUGAAGCCAAGAUCCCAGAGAAAGAAGGGCUUUAUGAGUGUGACCUGCUGCCAUUCAUGGAGAUGAGCGGUGUGGCCCAUAAGUACUAUCUCCUCAACAUCCGCCUGCCUGUCAAUGAGCAUAAGAGGAUCAACACCGGGAUUGGACAUGUCAACGACAUUUAUCUUGUUGCCAUCCAUCAGAACGGUCUUUUCACCAAAAUGUGGUUUUCCAUGAAGACCUUCUUCACACCCAUCAUCAUCAUCGCCUUGGUCUGGUACUGGAGAAGGAUCAUGGUGAUGAGCAGAGCUCCUCUGCUGCUGGAGAAGGCGAUCCUUGCUCUGGGUAUUUCCAUGACCUUCAUCAACAUCCCGGUGGAGUGGUUCUGUGUUGGCUUCAGCUGGAUGGCUCUUUUAGUAGAUGUCAGACAGGAUAUCUUCUAUUGCAUGCUGCUCUCCUUCUGGAUCAUCUUCUGUGGGGAGCACAUCAUGGACAAAACAAAGAGGAACCGUCUGUCUGUGUACUGGAAGCAGGUUGGACUCGUCGUGUUUGGCUGUUUGUGUCUCUUAAUCUUUCACAUUUAUGAGCGCGUGAUCCAGCUGUCUCACCCUGUAAAAAGCAUCUGGACUUCAGAUGGAGGAGCAGAGCUCUCUAUAGCCUUCAUCACAGCCUCAGGGGCCGGAGCCUGCCUCUACUUCCUCUUCCUCAUCGGUUUCAUGGUUCUUCCAGGCUUCUGCUGCACCAGCAGUAAGAAAGUGUCCCUGCCUGACAAGUCCACAGAUGGAUGCCUGUGGUACAAGGGUCUGAGGUUUUUCGUCCUAGUGCUGGUCACUGUGAUCUGCGCUGCAUUGACCGUCAUCUUCUUCAUCAUCUCUCAGGUGAUAAAACUGUACUUGGUGUACUGGGGCGAGUUCACAGUGCAGGUGAACAGUGCCUUCUUCACCGGCAUCUACAGCAUGUGGAACCUGUACGUGUUGGCCGCCAUGUUCCUCUACGCACCAUUUCAUGAAGCUCAUGGAGACGCUCAGUUGACUGUUGACGAGAUUUGUUCAAAAGACAACCUUGAAGAAUCAGAGAAUGCUCUACAGAAAACUCCCCCAGAGGAAGAGGAUUUUUGAUUCUUCAUCAUCGAUGCAUCAAAUCAAGAGUUUCUCUUUCUGUUUAUUAUUAUCAGGGACUCUGGGCUGCUUUUUCAUUAAAGUUACUGACCUCCUUGAGUGUAGGGUUGUAUGCCAGGGUUCUGUGGUUCCUUGAAAAGGGUCAGUCUUAAAAAGAUUUAGGUGAAGUUAAAAAGACAUUCACAGAUUCGGCCUUUCUGCUUUAAUAACUCAGCAGAGGAUCAUCACAUUUACCAAACCCUCGCCUCUUUUCAGUUACCGUACAGUGGACGGCAAGCCACAACACGAUUUUGCUCAGAUUUUUGUCAAAACGAACUGUCAUCAGGGCUUGAAAAAUUACAUUGUUCUCUAUGCAGGACCGGCUGUGGAUUGGAGGUGAAGGGACCGUCUGCAAAUUACCAUAGCAGAAAUGAAAAAUAUUCAAUGACUCUAAUAUUAUGCAUUGUAGUGACAUUAAACUUACAUCACACAUUUAGCAUGACUUCUACUUCAUACUACAAGACUUAUGUUGAUAAUAAAGGCUUGACUGUAGUUUCAUGAUUUUAUAUAUAUUAAAUGAUGUAAUAAAUCUGUAAUAUCUCUAAAAUUAUACAUUGUUGUGACAAUAAACUUACAUCACACAUUAUUCAUGUCUUCUUU